AUGGUUCAGGGGCAGCGCCUGGAGGACGACGAGAAGCUGAAAUAUGUCACGUCCGACUGGGAAGGCAAGAAGGUCGAGGUGGAGGAGGCCACGCGAAGGCUGGCCAAGUCGCAGGACGAGCUGAACCAGCUGAACAUCACAGUUAGGCAGGUUCAGGAAUACAACGAGCAGAUGAAGGCCGAGAUCCAGGUCACCCGCCGGGCCACCUACAAGGCGGAGGACCACAUCAAGCAGAUCGAGGAGAUGAAGAGCAAGCAGGACCUGCUGAUCGACUCGAUGAAUGAGGACAUCAAGCGGCUGACUGAGCGGAAGGCCUUGCUUGAUGCUCAGAUCGCAGCACAACGCCAGGAGACGGAGGCCGCAAUGGCAACACUCAGAGAGGCUAGCCGGGAGAUGGAAGCGAUCGAGUUCGAGAAGAAGCAGCUCAUGAUGCAGUGGAGGUCUUCCUUGGUCGGCAUGCAGCGCCGAGAUGAAGCGCUGCAAAACGUGCAAAAAGCCCUCGAGGAGCAGAGCGAGGCGGCUCCCA
Messenger RNA from Symbiodinium necroappetens, 526 nucleotides. The record is from the annotation of a GenBank genome assembly. NCBI's taxonomy places the organism in Eukaryota, Dinophyceae, Suessiales, Symbiodiniaceae.